AUGGAAUCAGCUGAAAAAAAUGAUAAAAUAAAGUUGAUUGACGACAGUUCAGAAUUAAAAAGUUUAUCGCCUAUGUCCAAGGUUGAUUUGAGUGACGUAAAUGUCGACAAAAUGUUUAAUGGUAUAAAUUUGAUGGAGGUGCAAGAUGACAAUUCAACAGAAAAAGUUCAGCGUUUUCCAACCGAUCCGGCGGAUUGGUUACGUACUGCAAAUUUUAUAAAAUAUUGUGCAGUAAAUGGGGUAGAUCAAAAUAAUAAUGACAAUUUUAUUCAAUCAAAAAAUCAAUAUUCUGUAGAUAAAGUGAGAUUUUGUAACAAAACUAUGUUUUUUUCAAAAUUACCAAAUGGUGAACAAAUUUCACGUACAUGGCUUGUUUACUCUCAUAAAUUAGGAAAAGUUUUUUGUGCACCUUGUUGGUUAUUUAAAAAUGAAUCUUCUACUUUAGCUAAUGAUGGUUAUAAUGAUUGGAAAAAUGCACAUGAGCGUCUUAAAGAACACGAAGGAUCGUUAAAUCACAAAACAUGUUUACUAAAAUUGAAAGAUUUAGGACAAGAACAAGGAACAUUAGAUUCUAUGUUAUUGGUUCAAAUUAACCAUGAAAAAAUGUAUUGGAGAAGUAUUUUAGAGAGAGUAGUAUCUGUAAUUAAAUCAUUAGCUUCACGCGGACUUCCAUUUCGGGGACAAGAAGAGAUUUUCGGAUCGCCUAAAAAUGGAAAUUACAUGAUGCUUCUUGAAUUGUUAUCCGAAUUUGACCCUUUCUUAGCACAACAUAUUUCGAAAUAUGGUAAUUCUGGUAGUGGUACUACAUCGUACUUAUCAUCGACAAUUUGUGAUGAAAUUAUUGUAUUAAUGGCCAAAAAAGUUAAGGAAGUUAUCAUAAAUGAGGUUAAAAGUCGUAAAUAUUAUUCGAUUGUCGUCGACUCUACACCAGAUAUAACACAUUCUGACCAACUUGCUUUUAUACUUCGCUAUGUCAGUGAUAAAGGUGUACCGACAGAACGAUUUUUAGAAUUUAUACCAAAAGUUGGUCAUAAAUCUUUGGAAAUAGCUGAAACAGUCAUUAUGACAAUCGACAAUUUAAAAUUAAAUAUAUCAGACUGUCGUGGACAGUCAUAUGACACAGCUAAAAAUAUGUCAGGUUGUUAUAAUGGUCUUCAAGCUCGAAUAAAAAAUAUAAAUCCUUUGGCAUUUUAUAUCCCAUGCGCAGCUCAUUCACUUAACCUAGUAGGGUCGCAUGCAGUUGAAUGUUGUAAUGAAGCAGCUACAUUUUUUGGACUAAUGCAAAAUAUCUAUGUAUUUUUUUCAAGUAGUACACAUAGAUGGGAUCUCCUCAAUAAUAAUAUGGUAUCAAAAUCACGUACAUUAAAAGCACUUUCCAAUACGAGAUGGUCAUCGAGAGAUUCUGCAUGUCUGAGCUUAAAUGAAAAUUGGUCUGCCGUUUUAACUACAUUAACAUACAUAAUGAAUGAUAAUACUGAAAAUAAUAUCACUAGAAAUGAAGCAAAAGGACUAAUGAAUAAAAUGAGUUCUUUAGAAACUGCAAUCAUGUCAGCUGUGUGGGGUUUUUUGCUUAGUCGAUUAAACUUUACAAGUAAUAAGUUACAAAAUGUCAAUAUUGAUUGUUUGGAUGUACUUCAGUUAUAUGAUAGUUUAAUUAGAUUAAUAGAACAGACUCGCGAAAAUUUUGAUGAUUUUGAAACGGAAGCAUUAGAAAAGGCAGUCAGGAAGGAUUACAAAAUAACUACAACAAGAAAAAAAAAGCGAAAAAUUUUCCAUGACGAAUCUGAAUCUGAAGAUAUAAAUUUAUCGGAAUUGGACAAUCAAGAAAUUAGAAAAUCGGUUAAAUUACUUCAAAACAUUUAUCAAAAUGAUGUAGAAUUAAACGAUUUUAUAAAUGAAGUGUUACAUUUAAAAGCUCAUGUCGAUGUAGUCUCUAUAGGGGAAAAACACAACUUACUUGGUCUUCAAACAUUUCUAUAUGAAAAAGACUUAACAAAUAUUUAUCCAAAUAUAGAAAUAAUACUACGCAUUUUUACUUGCACAGCUGUCACCAAUUGCUCAGCUGAAAGAUCGUUUUCGUGUUUAAAAAGAGUAAAAAAUUACUUACGUUCUACUAUGACUCAACAAAAAAUGAACUCACUUGCGAUUCUAAACAUUGAAAAUCAAAUAACUUGUCAGUUAUCAUUUGAUGAAAUUAUAGAUAGUUUUGCUACAGAUAAAUCAAGACGCAAAAUUAUUUAA
Molecule: messenger RNA, 2241 nt
Organism: Rhopalosiphum padi (bird cherry-oat aphid)
Lineage: Eukaryota; Metazoa; Arthropoda; Insecta; Hemiptera; Aphididae
Product: zinc finger MYM-type protein 1-like
Exons: 3
Coding region: 1-2241 (746 amino acids)
Molecular function (GO): protein dimerization activity
Source: RefSeq, a predicted model, not a curated record